Messenger RNA from Micropterus dolomieu (smallmouth bass), 3174 nucleotides. RefSeq names its product SLX4 interacting protein (gene slx4ip). Bases 423 to 1721 code for a protein of 432 amino acids. The record is from RefSeq and is a predicted model, not a curated record. The transcript has 8 exons. NCBI's taxonomy places the organism in Eukaryota, Metazoa, Chordata, Actinopteri, Centrarchiformes, Centrarchidae.
GAGCAGGUGCUUGUUCAGUCGAAUCGCCACAUUUCCUCGGAGACCAGACUGCUUCGCUUGCUCAAUAAGAGACAAACAAAGAAUGGCAGCAAACAAGCCGCAGUCACUGAAACGAGAAACGUGGUUGAGAAUGGAGGUUUUGAUCAGAUUGAUAAAAGGCUGCGAGGAGGAAAUGGCUGGAAGGAGAACAGAGGAGGUUGAAGUGGUUACAACGAGCCCUCCGAUGUUGUUGUGAACUUGUUUUAGUCUACCCGCCGGACCAAAACAAGAUCUCAGAAGCUGCCUCAGCAAAUUAAGCUUAUUACAAAUAUCAGUGUCGUCCAGUGGCAGAUCCGUACAAAUAGAUGGAGAUUUCUUGACCAGUCGAGACAUCACAGCACCUUCCCGAAAGUGAAACUAGCAGGACUCCUGUGUUCACUGCAAUGGCUCCUCUCAAAUUUGUCAUUAAGUGUGGGAACUUUGCUGUGCUGGUGGAUCUCCACGUUCUGCCCCUGGGCGGCCAAGAGGACGCCAGCUGGUUUCCUACGGACCACAUCGAGGAGGUCACAGCCCUGGUUCGAGGUGCUGUGGAGCAGAGGGUUAAGCAGUACACAGAGUCCCUCCACAAAAAAAGACAGCCCAAACAGAAGAAGGAGCUGGCUCCUGCUUCAGCCUUUUUUGUAAAAGGGAAAAACUUCAACCUGGUCGCCAAUUUUCUGAAGCGGCACUUCAACCUCAGAUGUAUUCUCAAGCAGCUUUAUGGGGAUUUGCGUGUGUUUCCUGAACGCUAUGUUGUGUGUGUGAGCUGUCCAGAGGAUGCCUCAGCGCUCCAUGGAAACCCGAGCCUGGCUGCGACUGAGCUGAGUGAACAAAGCAGAUCGGAAUAUUUUUCCAGAGUGGGAGAAACCCAAGAACCUUCAAACAGCCCCACAAAAACAAAGAAGACUGUGCUUCAAAAGAUAGCCAAACAAGCUGGUGUCCAGCGAGAGCUCUGUGGUUCCAGUAUGGGGGAGCAGCAGAUUGACCAGAGAGCCUGUCCCAAAACCCAAAGAGGGGAACUUAAAGCUGGAGAGUCAGAAUCAAGCCCAAAAGAGUCCAGCUCCGGACAGAAGGCCAUCCCAGUGGCAUACCACAAGGUGCCUUGCCCCAUUUCCUUAAAUGAGGCCAUGGCUCUGAUUGUGACUACUCAAAAGCAGGAUCUGACCCAGGCGCAGCAAACUGAGCAUAGUCCUCCAGACAGCAUCAACCCAAAUGGGGCCUCAGUAGUUUUCUGCCAAAAUGAAACCAGUCAGGAGACAAGCAAGAGGUGCAAGCCGAGCGAUGCGGGGGAAGACCCUCACCCACAGAGGGCCAAGAGGACGUGCCUUGGAAGACCUCCAGCCACAAUGCAAACUCCCUCCACCACGUGCUCCACACAAACAUCCAAGCAUGAACUUCUUCCUCUGCCACCCCUUCCUCCAGUGGUAGCCAAGGCAGAGUCCGAGGCUUUCCCAGUCUCCGAGUGCAAGAAAACCACACUGGAAGUAGAGCUGCUUACUCUAGGGAAACGGGCCCAGAGGCUCCCCCUCGCAAGCAAUAACACGGCACAGACAAACCAAAACAGGCUGGCCGCAAGUCUGAGGGGCCUAUCUGUCAAGCCUGCAUCCUCAGGCUCCUCUAUUAGUUCCAGAUCCACACUCGGAGAGGAGGGGAGUGAAAAUGUGCCCAGAACCUCUAGAUUACGACGACUGAAGAGGUCCUGAGGGGGAGAGACAAGCUACAGUAAAGAUGCCUGACGCCACAGAGAUAGAGAUGAUAUUGUGUCAGGCUGGAUGUUUACCCCAUGCAGUCUCCUCAGAUGACAUGCAUUUGUACACGCGUCACAUUUUACUACAAUAUGCAUGUUUCACAUGUGCCGUGAAUAGUGCAGCAGACACACACACGCACACACACGCACACACCUCUCAAAUGCUGAACAUAUUAUGGCAAUUGAUACAUGAGCGUUUGAGUUACGCUUUGUCAAAUACUUGAAACAGACUUUGCCUCCACCCAUAAGAAGUGGUGGUCAAGAAAGGCUCGCAAAUGAAAGUCAAAAACCUUUAAUUGGAGUUUAGAUUUGGUUUUGUGUUAAAGAUUGGGGAUUUCAGACAGGCAGGAGCCAUGCAGUACGUCAUGGCUUUCAGUCGGAAAUACUGGCUCCUACGUGUCUGAAAACUGUCCAGUUUCCCCGCUGAAGCUCUGGCGUGAUUGAUUGCCGUUUCCAGAUUUAUUUCAUCACCCCAUUCUCAAAAAUGUAUUUUUCUAGCUAGUUUACAUUCAUAUACAAUUUGCUCUCUACUUGGUUGCUAAGCACCUGAAAUGUAUCUUUAAAUUUGAGGGUAUUAUUAUGCAGCGUUUAUAUUGAACUUGAACCAAAUAUGUGCGAGUGUGAGUAAUAUUGAAAUAUUAGUGGUUUUAUUUGGGAAUAGCAGGACGUCUACAGUAUCACAGGUUAAAACAUAGAUGCUGUCGUCGUCCCAACACUCGUCAGGGCUGUUCAUAUCAAUCAGUUUGCCCUGUGCAGAGAGAGCAUGGGGCAACUAGGGGCCAAAAGCCACUCAUACUCUGAUGUUCCACUUGAUGACAUAAUGCUGCCUGAAUAAAUUACUCCUGAUUUUUAAUUUUACUGGAAAAACAUUUUAUUCAGUAAAUAAAUGUGUUUAUCUCUCUGAAUCUUUGUGGAAAAAUGCAAAUAGGAUGAUCAUUUUCGGGAAGCAGCCGACAUAAAAUAACACGUAGAUGUCUUCACGUUGUUUUCCUCACACUCAGUCCAGGCCGGCUGAUGCUCAUGGCAGUUUGACAGCGAGAAGGUCUGUCCAACAACACUGAUGUUGCUAAUAAACCAGGACUUCUCUGUUCCCAGUCUCCGUCAGUAUCAACGGGUGUAACCUGAGAUGAGUCACUAGCAGAACGCCAAUUCUGUUCUUAUCAAGACAGAGACAAUAUGGUGGAUUGGUGAAACUGACAACACUGUUUUUAUAGUGCAUUCACAUGUUCCAUGGAAGGUUUCCCACGUUGGGAAGUCGUUCUUUCGACUUCUGCGUGUUCAUGACCUUAAGUCGUAACAUGGAAACAACAUGGUCACUACAAAGAUAUGUUGUAUUUUUUUGCGCAGAGCGUUUAAACAUGUUAAGCCAUUUUCAGUAUGUGAGCAAAAAUAAAGUGUCAUCAACUCAA